Prunus armeniaca (apricot) is the source of this 411-nucleotide messenger RNA. The record is from the annotation of a GenBank genome assembly. Lineage: Eukaryota; Viridiplantae; Streptophyta; Magnoliopsida; Rosales; Rosaceae.
AUGCAGUCCUACAUUGGUGUGUUGGCACGCUCCAGAGUCCCACUUGUGGACAAGAAAUGGGCUGAAAUCCCCAAGGAUAUAAAGGAGCAGAUUUGGGAAGCCGUUGACAUGGCUUUUGUGGUAGGUCAAGGGGGCAAGACCUCAGUAUUAUCUUCUGCUGCCAAGAAAUGGAAGGAUUUCAAGUCUACACUAACGAGGCAUUAUAUCCAUCCAUACAUCAAGGAGAGGGUGAAAUUAAGCCAACCCCCUGAAAUAUAUAAAUUCAUAGAGAAAGCAGAAUGGGAUGCCUUUGUAGCUUCAAGGUUAUCCAAAGAAUUUGAGUCUGUGCAUUCUCAACAUUCACAUAUUAGGGAGAAACUUGAGUACAAUCAUCGAUUGUCUCGAAAAGGAUAUGCUGGUUUGGAGGAUUAA